Messenger RNA from Halteromyces radiatus, 800 nucleotides. RefSeq lists its product as uncharacterized. Lineage: Eukaryota; Fungi; Mucoromycota; Mucoromycetes; Mucorales; Cunninghamellaceae. The record is from RefSeq and is a predicted model, not a curated record. Gene Ontology annotation, molecular function: RNA binding; translation initiation factor activity. The transcript has 3 exons. The coding region runs from base 19 to 483 and encodes 154 amino acids. Gene Ontology annotation, biological process: translational initiation. Gene Ontology annotation, cellular component: nucleus.
UUUUUUUUUUUAAUCACGAUGGGCAAAAAACAUACAGCACAAACAUUAUUAGAUGUUGACGAUUUCGAAAUUCAAGAACAUCAAAAAUAUGCACGAUCAUUAGGCCCUCGUGGUAAUCAUCAACAUGAAGUCGAGUUUUUAGAUGGAUCAAAAAAGUUGGUGACCAUGCCACCUCGUUUCCGUAAUCUAGUGUGGGUCAAGCGAGGUCAUUUUGUGGUAGUAGAUCCUUCCUUGGGAACUGUGUCUGAAAAAGUAGGUGGUGAAAUUGUUCAAGUUUUAUUCCCAAAACAUAUCAAAUCCUUACAACAAGCUGGCAAAUGGCCAACUGCAUUCUCUCAAAACACUAGUAAUGACCAGGACAAGAACGAAGAACAAGGAUUGGACAGAAAUAACUAUAGUGAUGAUGAUGAGGAUGAUGAUCUUUUUGUCAACAACAAUCGACCUGUGAUGUCUGAAAGCGAAUCCAGUAGCGAUGAAGAGUAGAUAACAAGUAAUUCACGAUAGUUGAUCCCACUAUUCCUGUUUUUUGGUCUUCCUCCUUUUUUUUUUUUUUUGAUUCUACCUAGUUUAUUCAUAGACAUACCCAAUCUUACAUUAAUCAUCAUCACCAUACAACGUUAUUUAGAUAAGUGUCAUUAUUUCGACCUCUCUGCAAUUGUAUAUACUUUUUUUACAAUAAAAAUUUAUUUUUUUUUUCCUGCGCAUAUUGGCGAUGAUCAUCUCACGGUAUAAAAUAUUCAGGGACAAUUCGAUGAUGGAUUGUUGAUGAUUGAUCAUUAUACAGGGAAUUCUUAUUCUCG